CGAUGCGACGUCACUGCCACGUUGAAUCUCUUGCACUCGCAGGUUUGUGUAGCAGUAUUUACUUGUUUCCAACUUUGUAUUCUGGUUGGAAUUAACUCGUGUCGUUUCAUUUUAUAUUAGCUCAAGAUGUUGUUGACCUUACUAAGUUGGUUUUGCACAUCUAUCCUGAUCUUUGUUUCUGGAGGAAAACUUCCUGAACCUGAAGUGAAGAUCGAAGUCUUGAGUAAACCUUUUCUGUGUCACCGCAAGUCAAAAUAUGGGGACAUUCUUUUAGUGCAUCAUGAGGGAUAUUUUGCCAAUGGAACGCUCUUUCAUUCCAGUCGAACACAAGGGGAUAAGCAGCCUGUGUGGUUUACCCUGGGCAUCAAGGAGGUGAUCAAGGGCUGGGAUAAAGGCCUGCAGGGAAUGUGUGCUGGGGAGAAGAGAAGUCUGGUCAUACCUCCAGCUCUGGCAUACGGCAAGGAAGGCAGAGGCAAGAUCCCCCCAGAGAGCACGCUGACUUUCACUAUCGAGGUGAUGGAGAUCAGGAACGGGCCCAGGUCACACGAGUCCUUCCAGGAGAUGGACCUCAACGAUGACUGGAAGCUGUCAAAACAGGAGGUGAAAGAGUACCUGAGAAAGGAGUUUGAACGCCAUGGCUAUCCUGCCAACGAUACCCACCACGAAACGAUGGUGGAGGACAUCUUCACCAAAGAAGACGAGAACAAAGAUGGAUUCAUUUCUUCAAGAGAGUUCACCUACAAACACGAUGAACUUUAACCCUCACCCUAUCCCAAUACGUUUUCUGUGUUGGUGUAGUUAGGUCUUUUUAAAGAUUUCCCAUGCUCAUGUAAUUUAUGUUGCGUGAGAUACAGUGUCCGUGAUACAAUGACGGGGUUUGUGGAACUUAAACGAAAACUAGAAUUUUUCAAAUGUGGUUCUUUGAGGCAUUUCAGCUCAUAAACAGAUUUUAACUGGAA
This is a messenger RNA of Hypomesus transpacificus, 959 nucleotides long. RefSeq names its product FKBP prolyl isomerase 14 (gene fkbp14). NCBI's taxonomy places the organism in Eukaryota, Metazoa, Chordata, Actinopteri, Osmeriformes, Osmeridae. The coding region runs from base 127 to 759 and encodes 210 amino acids. Gene Ontology annotation, molecular function: peptidyl-prolyl cis-trans isomerase activity; calcium ion binding. The record is from RefSeq and is a predicted model, not a curated record. The transcript is spliced from 4 exons.